CAGCAGCAACAGAAGAACCUGAGGUGAUUCCAGAUCCAGCUAAACAAACAGAUCGAGUGGUGAAAAUAGCAGGAAUAAGUGCUGGAAUUCUGGUAUUCAUCCUACUUCUCCUUGUUGUCGUAUUGAUCGUCAAAAAAAGGAGGAGCUACUAUUCUUACUCCUACUAUCUCAAACUUGCAAAGAAACGCAAGGAUGCCAUGGGGACCACCCGCCAGGAGAUGACGCACAUGGUGAAUGCUAUGGACAGGAGUUACGCUGACCAGAGCACCCUGCAUGCAGAGGAUCCCCUUUCAAUCACAUUUAUGGACUCUCAUAACUUCAGCCCCAGAUGUAAGUAUGACAGAGAUGGAUACUCUGGACUGCAGGUGAAUACAGAAACUCUAGUUUCUAAGGAAGAUUUUUUGCCCAAUGAUCCACUUGUGCCGACAGCUGUGUUAGUGCCUAUUACUGAUGAAAAUCACAGUGCGACAGCAGAGUCCAGCCGGCUCCUGGAUGUCCCUCGUUACCUCUGCGAAGGCACAGAAUCCCCGUACCAGACUGGGCAGCUGCACCCUGCCAUCAGGGUGGCUGAUCUCCUGCAGCAUAUUAACCUAAUGAAGACCUCUGACAGCUAUGGAUUUAAAGAGGAGUAUGAGAGUUUCUUUGAGGGGCAGUCAGCUUCUUGGGAUGUCGCUAAGAAGGAUCAAAACAGAACAAAGAACCGCUAUGGAAACAUUAUAGCAUAUGACCACUCCAGAGUGAUUUUGCAACCUGUUGAAGAUGAUCCAUCUUCAGAUUACAUUAAUGCCAACUACAUAGAUGGAUAUCAGAGACCAAGUCACUACAUUGCAACCCAAGGUCCAGUUCACGAGACUGUGUAUGACUUUUGGAGAAUGAUAUGGCAGGAGCAAUCAGCUUGUGUUGUGAUGGUGACAAAUUUAGUGGAAGUUGGAAGAGUCAAGUGUUACAAGUACUGGCCUGACGACACAGAAGUUUAUGGGGACUUCAAAGUGACUUGUGUAGAGGUGGAGCCCCUUGCGGAGUAUGUCGUCAGGACCUUCACUCUGGGAAGGAGGGGCUAUAAUGAAAUCCGUGAAGUUAAACAGUUUCAUUUCACUGGCUGGCCAGAUCAUGGAGUUCCUUACAAUGCCACAGGCCUACUUUCCUUCAUACGGAGAGUCAAAUUAUCGAACCCUCCUAGUGCGGGGCCUAUUGUUGUCCAUUGCAGUGCUGGUGCUGGACGGACAGGUUGUUACAUUGUGAUCGAUAUCAUGUUAGAUAUGGCAGAAAGAGAAGGUGUUGUGGAUAUCUACAACUGUGUCAAAGCCUUACGGUCCCGUCGCAUCAACAUGGUACAGACAGAGGAGCAGUACAUCUUUAUUCAUGAUGCCAUUCUAGAAGCCUGCCUGUGUGGAGAAACUGCCAUUCCUGUCUGUGAAUUCAAAGCUGCUUAUUUUGAUAUGAUUAGAAUAGACUCUCAGACAAACUCUUCGCAUCUCAAAGAUGAGUUUCAGACCCUGAAUUCUGUGACCCCUCGCCUGCAAGCGGAGGACUGCAGCAUAGCCUGCUUGCCAAGGAACCAUGACAAGAACCGCUUCAUGGAUAUGCUGCCACCUGACAGAUGUCUGCCUUUCUUAAUUACUAUUGAUGGGGAGAGCAGCAACUACAUCAAUGCUGCUCUUAUGGACAGCUACAGGCAGCCAGCAGCUUUUAUUGUCACGCAACAUCCGUUACCAAACACUGUGAAAGAUUUCUGGAGAUUAGUGUAUGACUAUGGCUGUACUUCUCUUGUGAUGUUAAAUGAAGUCGACUUGGCACAGGGUUGCCCGCAGUACUGGCCUGAGGAAGGGAUUCUGCGGUACGGUCCCAUCCAAGUGGAGUGCAUGUCAUGUUCAAUGGACUGCGACGUCAUAAACCGAAUUUUCAGGAUAUGCAAUCUAACAAGACCACAAGAGGGCUAUCUGAUGGUGCAGCAGUUCCAGUAUUUGGGAUGGGCUUCUCACAGAGAUGUACCAGCUUCCAAGAGGUCCUUCUUGAAGUUAAUUCUCCAGGUUGAAAAAUGGCAAGAGGAAUGUGAAGAAGGGGAGGGUCGGACCAUCAUCCAUUGCCUAAAUGGCGGUGGCCGGAGUGGGAUGUUCUGUGCCAUCGGCAUUGUGGUUGAGAUGGUCAAAAGGCAGAACGUGGUGGACGUUUUCCACGCUGUGAAGACUUUGCGGAACAGUAAGCCCAACAUGGUAGAAACUCCGGAACAAUAUCGCUUCUGCUAUGAUGUUGCGUUGGAGUACCUGGAAUCCUCUUAGUCGGAAUGGAUGUGACAAAGUUCACCAAAUAUAUGAAUCUCAAUAAGCUGUUUUGACAACAGUUCUUGAUCCUGUGAAGAAAGAUUUUAGGGGAAGAGGGGGGUGGGAGGGAUUUUAAAUUUUAAAUGCAAAGUAUUUUUCUUAUGAAGUUGUGUAUCUUAAUAAAAGAACUCAAUCUGUUUCUAUGCUUGUAUACAGUAUCAACAUUUAGUGCCACAUAAAUACUAUUUAAUGAAAACCAGAGUCAGAAGAGAUUUGCGCAAAUUAGGACUUUUCAGUGUUUGUAUAUGCAGCCGUCUCUCAGUUACAGUAGAGCGACCAUCUAUUGCAUGUAUCAAUAUUUCCUAUAUGGUAUUAAUUUUUUUCUGUUUUUUUUUCUUUUGAUACAUUGUUGAAGUACAAUAACAGUGCAGAUUGAUAGUAAGGUUCAUUCUUUAUACGUUUCAAGUGUUGCAUAUAUAUAUUAUAUAUAGUAAAAAAAACAACCUGGCUUAUUUUGUUUUAAUGUGCAAUGAUGGCUGGAUCACAUAAAGAUCUUUAUAAAGAAACUUAAACAUAAGCCAAAGACUCAAGUGUAAAUAUGUCUAUAUGGAGAAAGCACAUGUAUUUAUUGUUUACUUUCAUUCCUUUUUUGAUGGCUGAUAAAAGAAUCAUUUUUCUUGAAGAAAGCUUUUUUUGCUGAAAUCAAGUGUAAACAAUUUUUGUAGUUUAUUUUUUGUAUGUUUUAGUGUAAGUAGAAGACAUACUUUUUAUGCAUAGACCAAGAAAUAUUGGUAUAGUGGUUUUGUUGUGUACAUGCUUGUGAUUCAAAUCCAUGUAAACAACUCAGUUAUAGAAGGUCUUUAACUACAGGACCAAAAUCACAUUUUCCUGAAAAUGUAUAGUUUUUCACAGUUGCAUUAGUUAAGUACCCAUCAAAAACCCUAUAUAAGGAAGGGCACACAUCAAAAUGGCCUUGCUUAUGACUUGCACAAUAUGGGAAGAAAUUUUUAAGCACCAUUAAAAUUAUAAGGGAACCAAUUGUUUAAAAAAAUACUGAAACACAGGUCAACAGGAAAACUGACGUACAAAUAGAUGGCUCUGCAUAUGUCCUUCAGGGUAAAAAAAUUAUUUGUUUAGCACAUUGUAAAAUUAAGCAAUGUUUAUUUUGAUGUUUACAAACAUGUAAGCUUUGCUUCCAGGAAAGCAAAAUUUGAAUAAACCAAUGCCAGAUUCUGAUUAUAGCUGCGGUGUACAAAAUAUUACUGUGCUUUCACUUAGCUUGUAUCCAUUUGUUCAUGAGGUUUCCUAUAUUUUGCCAGCUAAAAUCAUUCCAGUCUCUUGUUGGUCUUUUUUAGAACUGACAGUAAAAUGCUAAGGUGCUUUUAAAUAGUCUGUAAAGUAAGAGUGAAUUAAACUUUUAUUU
Molecule: messenger RNA, 3684 nt
Organism: Apaloderma vittatum (bar-tailed trogon)
Lineage: Eukaryota; Metazoa; Chordata; Aves; Trogoniformes; Trogonidae
Gene: PTPRK
Product: protein tyrosine phosphatase, receptor type, K
Exons: 20
Biological process (GO): protein dephosphorylation
Molecular function (GO): protein tyrosine phosphatase activity
Source: RefSeq, a predicted model, not a curated record